Molecule: messenger RNA, 1404 nt
Organism: Eremothecium gossypii ATCC 10895
Lineage: Eukaryota; Fungi; Ascomycota; Saccharomycetes; Saccharomycetales; Saccharomycetaceae
Gene: MET17
Product: bifunctional cysteine synthase/O-acetylhomoserine aminocarboxypropyltransferase MET17
Exons: 1
Coding region: 1-1404 (467 amino acids)
Biological process (GO): transsulfuration
Molecular function (GO): pyridoxal phosphate binding; transferase activity, transferring alkyl or aryl (other than methyl) groups
Source: RefSeq, marked provisional
AUGGGGUAUCACUUUGACACAUUGCAGCUCCAUGCGGGCCAGGAAGACGCAGCAGAAAACGCUAAUAGUCCCAGGGCAGUGCCCAUUUAUGCUACCACAUCAUAUGUGUUUAACGAUUCCAAGCAUGGCGCCCAGCUCUUUGGUCUCGAAGCACCGGGUUUCAUAUACUCCCGUAUUAUGAACCCCACGAACGAUGUUCUGGAGAAAAGGAUUGCUGCGUUGGAAGGCGGUGCGGCAGCCCUCGCAGUAGCGUCCGGCCAGGCGGCUCAAUUAGUUGCAAUUGGCGGCCUGGCCCACGCGGGCGACAACAUUGUCUCCACAUCCUAUUUAUAUGGAGGAUCGUACAAUCAAUUCAAGGUGGCGUUCAAGCGGCUGGGGAUUGAAUGUCGUUUUGUGGAAGGGGACAACGCUGAAGAUUUUGAGGCGCGGUUUGACUCAAAGACUAAAGCCGUUUUUCUGGAGUCCAUUGGCAACCCCAAGUACAACGUUCCUGAUUUUGAAAGGAUUGUGGCGGUGGCACACAGACACGGGAUCCCAGUUGUGGUCGAUAAUACUUUUGGAGCAGGAGGCUAUUUCUGUCAGCCAAUAAAGUUCGGCGCUGAUAUAGUGACACACUCAGCCACGAAGUGGAUUGGGGGCCACGGAACUGCGAUCGGAGGUCUCGUAGUGGACUCGGGAAAAUUCCCCUGGAAGGACUACCCCGCAAAAUUUCCACAGUUCUCUGAACCUUCGGAGGGAUACCAUGGCCUAGUUCUCAACGAAGCUCUUGGCCCUCUGGCAUUUGUUGGACAUGCCAGAAUCGAGCUACUAAGAGAUCUCGGCCCUGCGUUAAGCCCAUUUGCGGCUUUCCUAUUCUUACAGGGGCUUGAAACUCUGUCUUUGAGGGCCGAAAGGCACGGGCAAAACGCACUGGCACUGGCAAAGUACCUCGAGACGUCAGCCUAUGUAUCUUGGGUGUCCUAUCCUGGCCUAGAAUCACAUGACUACCACAGUAAUGCAACCCGUUAUUUACAGAAUGGCUACGGGGGUGUUCUCUCGUUUGGCGUAAAGCCGUUGCCUGAUACGGACGAAGAAGCCGACCCAUUCAAGGCAGCAGGUGCACAAUUUGUGGAUAAUCUCAAGUUAGCAUCCAAUCUCGCCAACGUGGGGGAUUCGAAGACCCUAGUGAUUGCGCCUUACUUCACGACGCACCAACAGCUGUCAGAGUCCGAAAAGCUCGCAUCUGGGGUGACCAGGGACCUCAUACGGGUAUCUGUAGGCACCGAAUACUUGCAGGAUAUCAUAGCAGACUUUGAACAAGCGUUUUCUACCGUUUAUGGUACCCCCAAGGGCAUCGCACCCGUAGACGUCUCGGCGGACAACUCGCGUCUAGUAGAGGGCGUCCCCGACAAGAUACAGGUCUGA